Molecule: messenger RNA, 1135 nt
Organism: Podospora pseudopauciseta
Lineage: Eukaryota; Fungi; Ascomycota; Sordariomycetes; Sordariales; Podosporaceae
Exons: 2
Coding region: 1-993 (330 amino acids)
Biological process (GO): ribosome disassembly; mitochondrial translational initiation
Cellular component (GO): mitochondrion
Molecular function (GO): ribosome binding; translation initiation factor activity
Source: RefSeq, a predicted model, not a curated record
AUGAACGAAGAGGUCAUGCCAAGCCCCCCCAUUAACGGCGCAAAUGUUGAACCUUAUCCUUGGGCUUUUCAACUUUUCCAACCUCAACCUCAAACAGCCGACAAAAUGAAGGGCUCACCGUGUGUUUUCAGCUCGGCCGCAGCCAUCCGAAGCGUAUUCCUCAACAAUGCAGCCCCCAUCGCCGGCCCCGCGCACCUUCAGCGACUUUUGUUGCCCUCAUUAGCAACACCAUCGCGGCAACGUUCCUUUUUCGGGCGAGCAAGCCCAGAAACCGAGAGAUUCCCAGUUGGAACAUUUCGAAGAUCUCCCACCUUGGACAGAAGAGAGCCAAAAGCCACCGAUGGCAGGAUUCUAAACUACAACAUCAGAGGCAAUAUGGUCGUCAUCCGCACCAAAGAUGGCACCCUCAGCGAACCCCAAGACAAGAUCGAAGUCUUGCGGAAUCUAGACUUGAACAAGAGCGCGCUCGAACAGAUUGCAGAACCGCAUUCUGGCCGCCCGUUCCCUAUUUGCAGGAUUAUUCUUCAAGGGGACGAGCAAAAGAAGGCGUAUACACAGAUGAAGGCGGAGAAGAAGAAGCUGCAGAAUGGGGUCAAGGUUGUCACAAAGGAGGUUGAGAUGAACUGGGCGAUGGCGCCGCAUGACUUGGCCACGAAGAUUAGGAGGCUGAAGGGGUUCUUGGAGAAGGGGUAUAGGGUUGAGGUUACGAUGAUGCAUCCCAAGAAGAAGAGCAAGAGGAAGGCGAAUGAUGAGGAGGCGAAGCAGGUUUUUGGUGAGGUGAUUAAAGUGCUGGAGGAGGUACCUGGGACGACAGAAUACAAGUCGAGACAGGGGCAGGUUGGAAAGACGCAGUUGUUGUUUUUGCAGGGGAAGAUUCCCAAGGCUCAACCUGCAGCUGCUGGGAUGGAGAGCUCGCCAGAGACGGCUGAUGAGAGUGCUGGGGAAGAAAAGGAGGCUGAAAGUCAGGAAAGGUCGGAUACUGCUGGAAGCUAAAUCAUAGCGGUCAACAAGUAUGUAUACUUUUGGGACAAAUGUACAAUAGUAGAUAUGUAAAAACAUUUAAUGAGGCCAUGACCACUCACUUAUGAUCAAGACAAAGGCAGGAUGCGUUCAGGCACCAUGAAGACGGGAGGGA